Messenger RNA from Gossypium raimondii (Peruvian cotton), 1898 nucleotides. Its product is annotated as O-fucosyltransferase 19. Gene Ontology annotation, cellular component: cytoplasm. The coding region runs from base 1 to 1683 and encodes 560 amino acids. The record is from RefSeq and is a predicted model, not a curated record. Lineage: Eukaryota; Viridiplantae; Streptophyta; Magnoliopsida; Malvales; Malvaceae. The transcript is spliced from 8 exons.
AUGUUAACCAUUUCGGUGACGAGUAUAGCAGCAACAGAAGAUCCCUCAAGUACAGCCGACGUAUCUCCAAGGAUUGUAAGGUUAAUGGCGAGGAGAAGAGUUAUCGAGUCGGUCGACGGCAAUGUCUUGCCGAUGAGGAACGCGGUAUUGUUCCGCCGGAAAGGGCGGUUCUGGCCGGACAUUUUUAGGCCGGGGAGGUACAUGUGUAUUUUGAUGUUUUGGGGUUUGAUGACACUUCUUUUCAUGAUGUUGCUCGCCAAGUUUGCUUUGUUGAACACUCUCCAUGACUUGAAGCUCGACCAGAGUGAAUUCAUUACGGCGAGGUCGGUUGAGAUUUCGAUUAGGACAAACAAAUUGAUCACCGAAGGUGACAAUAUUAUUAUUUCCGAAUUCAAGAAAAUUCCGUUACCUCCCAAACUCACGCUACCUGAUAUUUGGACCAAGCCAAAUGCAGAUUUGUACUAUAAAUGUGUUCAAAGAUCAAGUAAAGAUAUAAGAGACCCUACAAAUGGUUAUAUUCUUGUUCAUUCCAAUGGAGGAUUGAAUCAAAUGAAAACUGGGAUAAGUGAUAUGGUUGCCAUUGCAAAAGUGAUGAAUGCCACUUUGGUUCUCCCAUCUUUAGAUCACAAUUCCUUUUGGACUGAUCCAAGUGAUUUUAAAGACAUAUUUGAUUGGAAACAUUUCGUUGAAUAUUUGGAAGAGGAUAUAAGUGUUGUGGAUCAUCUCCCACCAGCUUAUGCAUCAAUUAAGCCUCACCAACGAGCUCCGGUUUCUUAUUCCAAGGCAAGUUAUUACAGUAAUCAAAUGUCUUCUUUGCUGAAGAAACAUAAGGUGAUUAACUUCACCCACACCGAUAGCCGGUUGGCUAACAAUGGCCUUCCUAACCCUAUUCAAAGGCUCCGCUGCCGUGCAAUGUAUGAAGCCCUUAAAUUCACCGACGAAAUACUAGAACUUGCCGACAAGUUGAUUACUAGGCUUAGGGACGAUGACAAGCCUUUUAUUGCUCUUCAUUUAAGAUACGAGAAGGACAUGCUUGCUUUUACGGGUUGCAGUCACAACCUAAGCAAAGCCGAAGACGAAGAGCUUCGACAACUACGACGCAGUGUCCGACACUGGAAGGAAAAACACAUCAACGGUGAAGAAAGGCGACGACAAGGGGUAUGUCCGAUGACACCACGAGAAGUGGCUGUGUUCCUCGAGGCGAUCGGGUUCCCUUCCGAUACCAAAAUCUACAUCGUCGCCGGAAAUAUUUACGGUCAAGAUGGUGUUAAAGCACUCCAAGACAAGUACCCAAAUAUAUACACUCAUUCAAAUUUAGCAACGGAGGAUGAAUUAUCGCCUUUCAAUAAUCGCCAAAAUAAGCUCGCAGCUGUGGAUUACACCGUAGCACUUGAAAGCGAUGUUUUCGUUUUCACUUACGACGGAAACAUGGCCAAAGCCGUCCAAGGUCAUCGGAAAUACGAAGGUUUCCGAAAAACUAUCAUACCAGACAAGAAAAACUUUGUGAAAUUGAUUGAUCGAAUGGAUAAGGGAUUAAUAUCGUGGGAGGAGUUUUCAAUGAAGGUUAAGAUACUACAUGCAAACAGAACAGGGGGAGCAGUUUUAAGAAAGCCUGGAAAAGUAGUGAAAUCAGAGGAAAGUUUCUAUGCCAAUCCAUACCCAGGCUGCAUUUGCGAAAAGUAAACCCUAAAAAGGGAUAGUGUUCUUUUUAGAGUUCAGAUUAGGGUUUUCGAGCAAUGGGAAUCGAGAUUGAUCCGCCAUUGCAUAAGAACCCUUUUCUUAUUUUUUCUCCAUCGAACCUUUAGUUCAGUCGAUAGCUGUAAGCCUCUCGUGCUUCGAUUAAUGGGAGGAAUAGAUGAGCUAAGCAUUUAAAGGUUAGAUCAGAAAGAAGAAAUCAU